Messenger RNA from Dissoconium aciculare CBS 342.82, 965 nucleotides. RefSeq lists its product as uncharacterized. The transcript has a single exon. Bases 252 to 650 code for a protein of 132 amino acids. The record is from RefSeq and is a predicted model, not a curated record. Lineage: Eukaryota; Fungi; Ascomycota; Dothideomycetes; Mycosphaerellales; Dissoconiaceae.
CCUACAGCAGCCUUCUAGUAUCGUCAAUCUCAUGUCAGAUGGGGUCCAGAAAAACUAUAUGUACAGCAACAGAGUCCUCUCAAAUGAAUCGUUUUUCCUCAUCAGUACAGCAAUCAUCAAGAACAUCCUACACUCGAAAGACCAACACUUCCAAACGUCGUUUGAUAUCAUCGAUCAAUCACAAAACAGCCUCAUACUAAGUUCCAACCUUAUCAACUACCACAAUACAACCAAACACCACCACCAUCAAAAUGCUUUUCUCCGCUAGCACCCGUGUUCACUACCUCGCACACCAAAGCGGUGGCUACGACUUCUCCUACCUCGACACCCCCGAGUAUGAAGCUCAGCGCCUUGCUCGCGCCACUCAAAAGGCCGAGGAGCGUCGUCAACGCCGUGAAAGCCGCAUGAGCAAAGCCAGUGAGAGCCGCAGCACCAGCAGCGCCCGCUCGUCCAAGGCCAGCACAACCAGCUCCCACCGCUACCGCUUCCCGGCUCUCUUCGGCGGCGUCUUCGGCAUGCUUGGUGCAUACCACGAGUCCGCAUCUGCCAACGCCUCAGCCGCGCAAUCGCAGGUCUCUUCCGAGCGAUCGUCGCUCAUCGAUGGGCGAGUCGUCAGCUCAAGACACCGUGCCGCCCUCGAGAAGAUAUAAGCACAGCACACACAAACACACAUGAGAGAACGAAUCUUUCCUUGACAAUUUUCUCCGGCAUUUACAUUGGCUUUCAGCAUUCUUCUUUACCAAUCAACGAUCGUUGCGAUAUUUUCCUUGAGUUCUGCAGUUGUCUUGUCUUACGGUUGCGAUGAUAUCCAAGGCAUCAUGGGUAGGGAGGCGACGGCGUUGCGAUUGACUUUUGGGCAGCGAGCAUUUUUCGGGUCUUGUUGGUGGAUAGUCCUGCAGUGUACUACACAUACAAUUGUUCAAUAUUAGAAAUUCACUUUGUUCUAUCAAAAAUCGAUAUCAUAC